Messenger RNA from Neolamprologus brichardi, 1167 nucleotides. The record is from RefSeq and is a predicted model, not a curated record. NCBI's taxonomy places the organism in Eukaryota, Metazoa, Chordata, Actinopteri, Cichliformes, Cichlidae.
AUGUACCUGCUCACUCCUGGUGGCCGCUUGGUGGGGCCUGGCGUCUUUGGCCCAGCUGGGCCCCUUCUGGGGGGUGGGGCGCCCUCAGGCUUCUGGCCUCUGGACCUGGGGCUCGGUCCUCUCUGGCACAGCUGGCUGCUGGCAGAGCCCGGGGGCAGGUCACUGCAACCCCCUCUCCCAGGAGGGUGGCACGGUUGCCCCUUUGGUGGUCCUCCUUGGGUCCUUUGUGUUACACAAAGGAGAAGCAUGGACAAAGAGGCAAAGUUUAUGAUAACUUGUCUGAUUUCUACAGUCAUCUGUAGUUCCGCGUCCAGUGCUGAAUGGAAGGCCAAUGUUGUAAAAAGCAUUGACGCUCUGGUUGAAUCCUGUGUUGUGGUACCAUGUUCAUUCUCCCAUACUGGAGGAAACCUGCCCACGUCCAGACUCAGAGCAAUGUGGCACUAUAAAGGAAAAACACCAGAUACUAAAGGAAACAACAUCUUUCAUAGUGAUGCUACACUGAUUAAGGACAACUUUAAGCGCCGAACAAAGAUGUUGGGAGAGCUGGGCCAGAACAACUGCACCUUAGAAAUAACUGGAGUUAAAGAUCAUGACAAUGGCCCUUUCUGUUUCAGAGUUGAACUAGUAAAAGGAGAAGACAAUGAACCCACAACGGACAUGUUCUCCUUUGUUGAAGACUGCGUCGAGUUGAACAUGAUCACUGACCCUGCAGAGCCUACAUUGAUUCAGCCAAUGGCAGCCACUCAAGGAGAGCCCUACACUGUCAUCUGUUCAGUCAUGCACACCUGUCCAACCCAUGUACCUACACUUACAUGGAACUGGAAGAAAGAAAGGAUCAUUGUGUACCAUAGACUAAUUCAUUCUGGCAACUGGGAGACACAGUCCAUCCUGACAUUUAUUCCUGAGGAGAAGGAUGACAACAGAGAGCUGACAUGCACAGCUGAUUUUAAUGGAGGGCAAACAUCCUCCUCAAAAUUCACACUGAAUGUAAAACGUAUUGAGAACUAUAAUCUCAUCAUCAUUCCUGCUGUAGUGGGGAUUGGUACAGCUCUACUCUUUGGCAUCUUCUGCAUUUUCAUGGCAAAAAAAUACAAAAACCGCAUUGCAGAGCUUCAAAAUCAAGAAGGAACCAUGUGGAACAGGCUUUCCAGAUUAUCUCGCAGGUGA